Messenger RNA from Vicia villosa (hairy vetch), 1047 nucleotides. RefSeq names its product protein FAF-like, chloroplastic. The record is from RefSeq and is a predicted model, not a curated record. Lineage: Eukaryota; Viridiplantae; Streptophyta; Magnoliopsida; Fabales; Fabaceae. Bases 93 to 830 code for a protein of 245 amino acids. The transcript has a single exon.
ACCAUAAUCAUUCAUUUGCACCAUACCCAUCUUUACUCUUUCUUCCUCUUUUGCAACUCAAACAUUCAAACUCAGAAUUCAGUAGUGAUCCAAUGGAUAUAUGGAGUUCAAUCUUGAACCAAAAGAACAAAGAUGAAGCUUCACAACUCAAAACUUCUCCUUAUAUUCACCCACUUGUCAAAAAAUCAAAAAGUUAUUUAAAUGAAAAGAGUCUUGAAAUGUGCACUGAGACUCUUGGAUCAGAAACUGGUUCAGAUUGGUUCUCUUCUUCUUACACAUCAUCACCAUCAUCUGAGGAUGAUGGAAAAAUGAAAACAUGUUAUAAUGAUGAUAAUCCAAAAGUCAUCAACAAUCAUUCUUUGAAGAAUAAGAAAAAGGCUGGGCGUAUUCCUCCUUCACUCCCUUCACUGACAAGUCAAAGUCAACAACUUCAAAUGAGGUCCCACCGUGACAAUGGAAGAUUGUUUUUGUUUCUACAAGUUGUCGUGUCGGUUCCUUCACACAACAACUUCAUCGCUACACGACAAAAUGGCCGCCUUAUCCUCACGUUUGCUAAUCAUGAAGAAGAAGAAAUUGCUGAGGAAGAUGUGAGUGUGAUAGAGAAACCAAAUGCUAGUAGUUUUGAAUUAGCAGUGAAUAAGGAAAUAAAGAUGCCAAAAUGGUCGGAAAAGUUCAACUUAGUGGCAAAUUUUAAGGAUUUUAAACUUGUACAACAUGGUUCGUUGUCUUUGAUUAAUGCUUAUCAAUAUUACUGGCGAACCAAGGCUAUACGGGAAAUGUUGAUCAAGAAAGUUGUAAUAGCAACAAGGUUGUUGUCUCUGGGAACAUGAACAUAUAUAUCAAGCUUCACAGGAGUGUUUGGUUCAGAAAUUGAAGUUUUGCAAGGAUUCUCGAACUACAACGUCUUUUCUGUUCUCGGACCCAUGUUGCAUAGCUACUGAAUCUUUUAUUUUCUCUCCUUUAUGUGUUGUAAUUAAAUUACAAGCUGUGUUCUAAAAUGACAAAAUGGUGAAAGUGAGUAAAUGUUAAUAAAUGCAUGUAAUAAAG